Messenger RNA from Dunckerocampus dactyliophorus (ringed pipefish), 1714 nucleotides. RefSeq names its product rab GTPase-activating protein 1-like. The record is from RefSeq and is a predicted model, not a curated record. The coding region runs from base 692 to 1699 and encodes 335 amino acids. The transcript is spliced from 9 exons. Lineage: Eukaryota; Metazoa; Chordata; Actinopteri; Syngnathiformes; Syngnathidae.
CAGAAAAUGUGUUUGACGUCCUAUGACGCAGACAGAAUUAUGAUUUAAAUAAAUGGCAUCCUUUUUAUAGCAAAUAUAAUAAAACAUAGUCACUUUGAUAUUAAUACACUUUUAUUGUUAUUCUUUUUUUUGUUUGUUUGUUUCAACAGGAAAUGUGUUUCACUUUCUACGACUCAGAAUGAUGAGUAAAAAUAUAAAUAAAUGGCAUCUCCUUUUAUUGAAAAAUAUCAUAAAACAUAGUCACGUUUUUAUUAUUUCAUAAAGGUAAAAAAUUGGGUCACAAAAAGGGUGUAUCUGCCUAAUUCAGUUUUUUCUUCCUCAUUAAUGUUAAAGUAUUCUGUCGCUUUACCUGCUUGACCCGUUUUCCGCCCGGCGACAAACACAAAACUAAUAGCCAAAGGAGAGUGUUUUACACACACACAAACACACACACACACACACACACACUCUUCAUAGUUUGUGUGCUUGUUGUACUUGGAUGCUUUCCUCUUGGAGGCGUCCUGCAGGUUCUGUCAGAAACUCGGUCAGCGGGAAAAUGUCUUUUGAGAGUUUGGUGGUGAAAGGAAGAGAAGAGAAGAGAAGAGCACUCCACAUGCCAUCUUCAGCUGGAUGCUCCUGACCACCUGGAAACAAAGAAUCCUCUGCCUUUAGUUCCGCUUGUAGCUCAUCCUGCUUUUUCGGGGUGGUCAAGAUGAUGGAGGAGGUGUCGGUCACCAUGUCCUACGACGCCCAGCUGUCGGAGCAGAUGACCGAGGAGGAGAUCCUGGCGUGUCUGGUGGCCGAAACGGGACCCAGCUUUCCAGAGGUCCCGACCAAGAAAGCCAAGCUGAGAGAAAGCCGUCUGCAAAUAAUGGAGGAUGAGGAAGACCCCUUGAAUAAAUGCCAGAUGGAGAACCAUCGUCUUCAGCAGGCCAGCCUCCGUCUGGAGCGGGAGAACGACAGCCUGGCCCACAAACUCAUCACCAGCAAGGUGGCCCUCAGGAGCGCCCUGGACAAGGCGGAGGAGAGCGUGGAGGCACUCAUCGGCGACCUUCUGCUGACUCGCCGUCGUCUGCGGGUCACAGAGGAGGAGAAGCGAGGCAAGGAGGAGGAGGCGGCCAUGUUAAAGGAAGUGCUGCGGAGGGAGCUGGAGAGGGCAGAGCAGGAGGUGAAAAAGUCCUCGGGCAUCAUCACAGACUACAAACAGAUCUGUUGUCAGCUGACAUCGCGCCUGGAGAGACAACAGGAGGCACACUCGCAGGAGGUCCUCUCACUCAAGAGCACGUUGAAGGCUUGUCCUCACUGUCGUGCUGGAGAAUCAGUAGAAGAAGCAGCAGCGGUAUCAUCAGAGGACCCUGGCUUGGUUGUUCCAGGCUGGGGUAGGAAGCACGUUGGCCCCACUGAGGCACAACAGAGGAGGGAGGACCAGGAGAAGGCCUCCCUCAAGGCUCAGAUUAGACAGCUGGAGAAGGAGCUGGCUCAGACCAAACUACAGAUGGUGGAGGCCAAAUGCAAAAUCCAGGAGCUGGAGCACGAGCGGGGCAUCCUGGCCAACGACCUCCAGGAAGCAAAGAACAACUGGAUCAGCAAGGCCUUCACCUCGCUGCGCACGUCCGUCGACGGGGCGCCGACGUCCGGCAGGAGCCUCCACGGCGGCUCCCUGUCUGGGUGGAAGCUGUCGUGGCCUCACAACAAAGACAGUCAAAAAGAACAAAGCUGAUGAAGAACGUGCAAA